AUGUCGCAACCAGUACAGAACAAAAAGGAUACUAUCUGGCAUGGUGACGGCCGCGAAGAAGCCCUCCAGACAUACCUCGUCAACCACCCGAACCUGGCAGCCCUACGAAACAGCCCCACCGAAAUCCUAAACACAAUCGACAACUGGGCGGCUGAAAACAACUACCCCAUGAUGACAGUCGGGCGAGACCGUAGUAAGAAUGUCCUCGACGAAAUCCGAUCUGCCCGUCCAAAGGUGAUGGGCGAGCUAGGCUUGUAUAUCGGGUACUCAGCGAUUCUGUUCGGGAACGAAGUGCGGAAUGCUGGUGGAAGUAAGUACAUCAGCUUCGAGAAUAACCCCGAGUACGCGAGUCUCGCGAAAUGGAUCGUGGAGCUUGCAGGAUUAGGUGAUUUCGUGCAAAUUGUCGUUGGGAAUAGUGCGAAUGGGCUUUUACAGCUUGCCGGUGAUACUGAAACGAAGAUUGUGUUUGAUUUCCUCUUUAUUGAUCACUGGGAGGGGGUCUAUCUUAGUGACUUGCGCAUCUGCGAGGACCAUGGGCUUGUCAGGAAGGGGUCGGUGGUUGUUGCUGAUAAUGCUGCCAAUAGAGGGGCGGCCGACUAUGUGCGCUGGGUCGAGGAGGGAGGGAAGUAUACCUCGACGAGAGUGCCCUGUGUGCUUCCGGAUGGGAGGAAUGAUAUUGUUCUUAUUUCGCGACUGUUGUGA
Aspergillus puulaauensis is the source of this 702-nucleotide messenger RNA. RefSeq names its product O-methyltransferase. NCBI's taxonomy places the organism in Eukaryota, Fungi, Ascomycota, Eurotiomycetes, Eurotiales, Aspergillaceae. Gene Ontology annotation, molecular function: O-methyltransferase activity. The transcript is spliced from 2 exons. The record is from RefSeq and is a predicted model, not a curated record. The coding region runs from base 1 to 702 and encodes 233 amino acids.